This is a messenger RNA of Rhopalosiphum padi (bird cherry-oat aphid), 3204 nucleotides long. RefSeq names its product histone-lysine N-methyltransferase SUV39H2 (gene Su(var)3-9). Gene Ontology annotation, cellular component: nucleus. The coding region runs from base 376 to 1647 and encodes 423 amino acids. The transcript has 3 exons. NCBI's taxonomy places the organism in Eukaryota, Metazoa, Arthropoda, Insecta, Hemiptera, Aphididae. The record is from RefSeq and is a predicted model, not a curated record. Gene Ontology annotation, molecular function: protein binding; histone H3K9 methyltransferase activity; zinc ion binding.
GUACCACCACCACUGUACUCCGUAGGGCCACCAUUCAUUUUCAUCGUUAUCGCCGUGGCGUCGGUACGCCGUCGUAGUCGUUGCAGAGUAGUAACGCCUGGCACCUCACCCUUUCCCCCGGCUCACGGCAAUCCGUCGCUGCUGUCCGCCCGCCCAUCGUUGUGCCCGCUCAUUCGUCCGACGGUUCCCGCGCUAACUGAAUAAUAACCGAAACCGAUACCGUACGUGUCCCUGUACAGUGUACAUACAUUGCGAAUUCCGAACGAGUGCGAGUGCGCCUGCAGCCAGAUCUUUUCGCGAUCCGUUUACCGCCUCCGUUUCCGUUCCGACGAACGUUCUUCAGUUUGUUUUGAUUUCAUACUCACGGUCACCACAAUGCAUAAAGGUACGUCUUCCAAGGGAGUGGCUGAUAACGAGUAUGAAAUUGAGUCCAUUUUAUUUGAUGAUACAUAUGGGAGCAAAACAAUGUAUCUCGUUAAAUGGAAAAAUUAUCCUAUGGACCAGUGCACUUGGGAACCAUAUCGAAAUUUAACAAACUGUUCUAACGCAUUGAAUGACUACAGAUCAAAUAAGAUAGUUGCUGCUGACAUUUAUAAAACUGCACGUUUUAAAGACCUGUAUGAUUCACUUAAUAUUUUUGCUGAUCAAGAAUUGCUUGAAUUGUUGCACCGUGUGCUCGUGGAAGGCAUGCCAUCUAUAGAAGAUAAGUUUGUUAGGGGUACUAUUGCCUAUUUAUCAACAGUAUCGCCAAGUAGUAGGAGUACAUCAUUAACUAAAUUGAUUAGACAUAAUUUAAUGCUAAUUGAAGUUAACAGAAAAAGGCAAAAACAACUUGAUAAAUUGUCUAAAUGGCAAAAUGAAAUGGCUGCAGUUUGUGGAUUUAGUUUAACUGUUGUAAACGAUGUAGACUUUGAAGGCCCACCCAAACGGUUUUAUUAUGUGGAUGAAUGUGUGGCGGGCGAAGGAGUUAUUAUUCCAAACGACCCUCCAGUUUGGUGCCACUGUGAUGUUACCUGUGGAGGAAAAAAACGUAAAAAAACUGAAUGUCAUUUUGGCGAUUUUCAACUUGCGUAUAAUAAAUUCAAGCGUGUUAUAGUUCCUCAAGGCACUCCUAUUUAUGAGUGUAAUAAAAAAUGUUCUUGUGACAAUACCUGUGUAAACAGAGUGGUUCAACAUGGUCCUAGUAAGAAUUUAAAACUUCAAAUAUUCCGAACAGAUAACAAUCGCGGUUGGGGAGUCAAAACAUCAAUAAGUAUAAAGCAAGGUACGUAUAUUACCAAAUAUACUGGUGAAGUAAUCACCAAAUCAGAAGCUGAUCAGCGGGCUGUCACUCAUGGAUCAAAGUCAACAUACUUGUUUGAUCUUGACUAUAAUACUGAUAAAAAUGAUAGCGUUUAUUCUAUUGAUGCAACUACAUUUGGUAAUGUAUCACAUUUUAUAAAUCAUUCAUGUGAUUCUAAUCUGGCCAUAUUUGCUGUAUGGAUUGAUUGUUUGGAUACUAAUAUUCCAACCCUGGCAUUAUUUGCAUCUAGAGAUAUUGAUGCAGGUGAAGAGAUUACAUUCAAUUAUAUGACUUCUGUCAAUAAUGAAAGUCGGAGAAUUAAAUGUAAAUGCCUAUCUAAAAACUGCCGUGGUUACCUGUGUUAGUAUAAAUAAUUUUGUUUUCAUACUGACACUAAAUUUUUAUUGACUAUAUACUUUUUUUAUUAUUUAUUCUCCAAUAGCCUUACUUAUUAUGAAAAAGUAUAAUUUUGAAUCAAUUUAAUUAAGUGUUGGGUUUGACAAAAAAGGGUAAUUUAUAUGUAUAUAAUGUAAAUAGUACUGAUUUAAAGGUGAAGACAAAAGAUGAUGUCUUAAUAGUACAUCAUAAAUAUUUUUUUCAGUUGUAACAGAAAUUAGUUAAUUUUAUAUGCAUUUUUGAAAUUAUUAGAUAAUUAUUUCACAGUUUAAUUUUUUUUUCACUAGUAAAUAUUUAUUUUUAAUAAAUGAAUUCAUUUAGACAGUUGAUAAGAUUUUCUAUUGAGGUACCUAAUUAAUGUAACUAAAUAUCUUACAAAAUGUACUGCUUAUAAUCUAAUAUUUAUAAAUACAUAGAUACAUUCAGCUAAUCGUUCCAAGUAUAAAUUAUUUAAAAGUAUUAAAUGUAUUGCUUUUAUGUAUGAUAUAUUUUUUUUUAAAUUAUUAUUUUCUUUGAAUUAGUCAAAUGUAAUCUAGUGUAAAAAAUAUUAAUACCAAAGUUUAAUUUGGUAUUAUAUUAUAAUAAUACAAUAAAAUAUUUUAAGAAUUAAUUUAUUACUCAAUUAGUAUUUAUCUUUAAAAUUGCUAAUUACCAUUUUUUCGUUCUGUAAUAAGUUUUAAUGUCAAUUUUUUUUAUAUAUUAUAUUAACAGUUAAUUUUUUGAAUUAUUCAUUCCAUUAAGAACUUAUGAUAAUUUCCCAUUAAUACAUUUAAAUGAUAAAUGUACUUUCAGAAUGUUCAUUUGACUAAAAUAUAUUUAUUUUUUGUAUAGUAAACACAAGAAUGAUUUUUUUUUUUUCAAUAAUCAUGAAAACCUUGUUGAAAUUUAAAUUGCUUAAUACAUAAACAAAUAUCAUAAAUAUAUAUACAUAAAUAUAUAUAUUUGUAAAUGUUUUCUUUUGUAAUGUAUUUUAAGACUUAAAAUAAUAAUUAUUGUUGGAUAAAAUGGAGCUGCAAAAAUUUUUACUUUAAUUUAAAUAUUAAAAUUAUGUGCAGUUUCAAUUUUUCUUUUAACGAAAACAUUUUUAUAAUUUUUUAUGAAUAAAAAUCUUGUUAAAUGUUUUUGUAAUAUAUUAAAAGACUGAGUGUAAUUUAUAUUUAUUCAGUUGUUUUUAAGAAUUAAAUAAUUUGUUUAAGUUUAUUGUUACAUAUUAAACAGAUAACUUUUUACUUGAUUUUUAUACUACAAUAUGAUUGUAACUAUCAUUUUUUAUGUAUAUUAUACUAUUUAUUACAUACUAAUUAAAUAUAAUGCAAAUUGAUGUAACAAAUGCUAAAUAUGUGACUAUAGUUAACUGUAAAUUUAAAUGUUAAUUUCAAGACAUUUUUAAUAUUGUAAAUGAUAAAUUAGAAUUUUUUUCAAAUAACUGAAUUGUAUAAUAAAUUAUUAAUUUUAUGUUUUUUUUCGAAAGACUGCAUCAAGUUAUAUGAAUGAAAUAUACUUUAUGCUUACAUAUUGUAAAAUUA